Arachis duranensis is the source of this 528-nucleotide messenger RNA. Its product is annotated as vacuolar protein sorting-associated protein 2 homolog 3-like. NCBI's taxonomy places the organism in Eukaryota, Viridiplantae, Streptophyta, Magnoliopsida, Fabales, Fabaceae. The record is from RefSeq and is a predicted model, not a curated record. The coding region runs from base 1 to 528 and encodes 175 amino acids. The transcript is spliced from 7 exons.
AUGGUAUUGAGGAAGAAGAAGAAAAAAGAAGAGAAUAAUGAUGGUGGUCGUGAUGAUGAUAAUAAUAAAGAAGAAAGAGGAAAAAAAGAGGAAGAGCUCAAUGCAGAGAAGAGCCCUUUUCAGCGGACUUAUGCGACUCAGGCUGCAACUAAAGUUCUUGCUCGACAGUUGGUAAGGCUUACGCAGCAGAUUGCUAACCUUCAAGGUAGUCGAGCUCAGAUGAGAGGCAUAGCAACUCACACACUGUUUGUGGAACUGGUUAAGUCUAUGGAUUCUGUUUGCUGCUUGCUUGAACCUGGGAAACAGCUAUUUACUGCUGCUUUUGUGGAACUGGUUAAGUCUAUGGAUUCUGUUUGCUGCUUGCUUGAACCUGGGAAACAGCUAUUUACUGCUGCUGUUGAAGAGGAGACUGGCAUAAAGUUCAAACUUGAAGACAUGGUUGAUCUCACUGCUUUCUUGGAUUCUUCAACAGGAUGCAGAUUUUUUCCCUCACCGGCUAGUAUUGGAAUGGAUAACUUGAACGCUUAA